This is a messenger RNA of Actinia tenebrosa (Australian red waratah sea anemone), 1421 nucleotides long. RefSeq names its product dimethyladenosine transferase 2, mitochondrial-like. Gene Ontology annotation, molecular function: rRNA (adenine-N6,N6-)-dimethyltransferase activity; mitochondrial transcription factor activity. Gene Ontology annotation, cellular component: mitochondrial matrix. The record is from RefSeq and is a predicted model, not a curated record. Lineage: Eukaryota; Metazoa; Cnidaria; Anthozoa; Actiniaria; Actiniidae. Gene Ontology annotation, biological process: transcription initiation at mitochondrial promoter; rRNA methylation.
AUGGCGGCUACCACGAGGGGUUGUGUAACGUGGUCCUUGUCAAAAUUAACCCGAAAAUUCCUGCACAAAAACAACCUAAAAACCCUCAAGAACUCCACAUAUUGCACAAGAGCGGCUUUAGUAGAGAAAUACAACUUAAAGCGGAGAAGUAACACCGUAAAAAAUUACAAAUACUUCACAGAAAAAAACGUGGCUGAGAGAGUAGCCAAGGUUUUGGAUGUCGAGGGUAAGCUGGUUAUCGAAACUAGUCCAGGUCCUGGGUUAUUAUCGAGGGAAUUAGUCAAAUGUGGUGCGAGGAAAGUCGUUGGACUAGAGCCUGAGAAACGGUUCCUUCCUCGUUUACGAGAAAUUCAAAAUGAAGUUGGCGAAAGAAAUUUUGAGCCGUUGUUCGCAGACUUCGCGAAAAUAGACCCUCAUUUGAUACCAGAUCAGAAUACUACUAAACCUCGGGUCUGUAGAGAGCCUGCUAUCGCCUCAAAGGAAUUGUUCAAGGAUUUUGAGCCUGUAAGUUGGGACUCUGAUCAAAUACCAGUAAAAUUUGUUGGGAUCGAAGGAGGAAAAACUAUUGCUUCUACAACCAAGGUUCUCAUAAGCUACUUGGCAAGGAUUCCUACUCGAGAGAGCAUUUUUGAAAUGGGUCGAUGCGAAUUAGCCUUCUUUUAUACAGAAGACAGACUGGAAAGGCUGCUUGCUAGACCAGGCAGCCGGUACUACAACAGGUUGGCAAUCAUGGCUGCAAUAUUUUGCGACAUCAAUGUCCUACAUAGAGAACCUUGCUCGUCAUUCGACCCUUUUUUUCGUAAAGACAGUAGAAGUGAUCUUCACUUGGUCAGUAUUGUUCCGAAGAAGAAUAUAAAAGUCUCAAUACCUGCAGAUUCCUUACCAAUUAUUGGCUAUUUCAUUCGAAUUUUGAUGAUCAAGCCAAAGCAGCCAUUGGUUACAGCAUUGGAAGGGAUCAGCCCUGGUUGUCAUGACAUUGUCAGGCAGCUGGGUUGGUCUAGUGACAUACGAGCAUGCGACUUAACACCAGAAGAAUAUGGUCUACUGAUAAACGAGUUCUUUCACUGGGAUGCCAAUUCAUCACUUGAAUUCUUCUAUUCUAUUGGAAGACCCUAGAGGAAUAAAUUCAUAAUGAUCAUUGUUGUAUAAAAGAUUUUCAUAUCUGGAUGUUUCAUGCUAAGCUCUUUCAAUCUGCAUCAAGGUCAGCCAAGAUUUGCUGUAGAACAGCUAUUUUAUUAAAAUGCUGGACUUCACAUGACCCAUACACAAUGAAAACAAUAAAAAUAAUGAUGCAUAAUAAGACAGUCCUCUUUUAUGUCAAUUUUAGUUUUGGCUUGUGUGAAGUUCAGUAUUUGCAAAAUAUUGAAUUUUCUUGAACAUUGAAACGAUCUUUGGAUUGAUUUAAGGGGGAUUUUAUUUAU